AUGACCAAGGCGCUGACACGUGACUUCUCAAAGGUUCCAGAGGGUUCGCAGAGUUUCUGUUUUUUCUCUCACCUCACCCACUCGUACUCUCGCGAAUCUCCUAAUAUCGCUAUGUCUUCCUCAAAAGCCAUCGGUAUCGAUCUUGGCACUACCUACUCAUGUGUUGGUGUCUGGCAAAACGAUCGCGUUGAAAUCAUCGCCAACGACCAAGGAAACCGUACUACGCCUUCCUAUGUCUCCUUCUCGGAUAAUGAGCGUCUCAUUGGAGAUGCCGCCAAGAACCAGGUCGCGAUGAACCCACACAACACUGUCUUUGAUGCCAAGCGUCUCAUUGGUCGCAAGUUCGAUGACCCAGAGGUUCAGUCCGAUAUCAAGCACUUCCCCUUCAAGGUCUUCAGCAAGGGUGGCAAGCCUUACAUCAAGGUCGAGUACCGCGGUGAGGAGAAGGAAUUCUCCCCCGAAGAAAUUUCUUCCAUGAUCCUUCUGAAGAUGAAGGAGACCGCUGAGGCCUACCUCGGAACGACUGUCACUAACGCCGUCGUCACUGUCCCUGCCUACUUCAACGACUCUCAGCGUCAAGCCACCAAGGACGCUGGAACCAUCUCCGGCAUGAACGUCCUUCGUAUCAUCAACGAGCCGACUGCCGCCGCCAUUGCCUAUGGCCUCGACAAGAAGGUCUCCGGCGAGCGCAACGUCCUCAUCUUCGAUCUUGGAGGAGGAACCUUCGAUGUCUCUCUUUUGACGAUCGAGGAGGGUAUCUUCGAGGUCAAGGCCACCGCUGGUGACACCCAUCUUGGUGGUGAGGACUUCGACAACCGCCUCGUCAACCACUUCAUUCAGGAAUUCAAGCGCAAAAACAAGAAGGAUCUCUCCGCCAACCCUCGUGCCGUUCGCCGUCUCCGCACUGCUUGCGAGCGUGCCAAGCGCACCCUCUCUUCGGCCACCCAGACCUCCAUCGAGAUCGACUCCUUGUUCGAGGGCAUCGACUUCUACACGUCCCUCACCCGUGCCCGCUUCGAGGAGCUUUGCCAAGACCUCUUCCGCAGCACCCUCGAGCCCGUCGAGAAGGUCCUCCGCGACUCCAAGAUCGACAAAGCCAACGUCCACGAGAUUGUCCUUGUCGGCGGUUCCACUCGUAUUCCCCGUAUCGUCAAGCUCGUCUCCGACUUCUUCAACGGCAAGGAGCCCAACAAGAGCAUCAACCCCGACGAAGCCGUCGCCUACGGUGCCGCCGUCCAGGCUGCCAUCCUUUCUGGUGACACCUCCGAGAAGACCCAAGAUCUCCUUCUCCUGGAUGUCGCUCCUUUGUCGCUUGGUAUCGAGACCGCUGGUGGUGUCAUGACCGCCCUCAUCAAGCGCAAUACCACCGUCCCGACCAAGAAGUCCGAGAUCUUCUCCACCUACUCUGACAACCAGCCCGGUGUGCUUAUCCAGGUCUACGAGGGUGAACGUGCCCGCACCAAGGACAACAACUUGCUCGGCAAGUUCGAGCUCUCUGGUAUCCCUCCUGCUCCUCGUGGUGUUCCGCAAGUAGAGGUCACCUUCGACAUCGACGCCAACGGUAUCCUCAACGUCUCCGCGUCCGACAAGACUACCGGCAAGUCCAACCGCAUCACCAUCACCAACGACAAGGGCCGUCUCUCCAAGGACGAGAUCGAGCGCAUGGUCCAGGAAGCCGAGAAAUACAAGGCCGAGGAUGAAGCUGCCGCUGCUCGCAUCACCGCCAAGAACGGCCUCGAGUCCUACGCAUACAACCUCCGCAACUCGUUGACCGACGAGAAGCUCGCUGGGAAGUUCGAACCCGCCGACAAGACCAAGCUCGAAGGCGCCGUCAACGACACCAUCUCAUGGCUCGACAGCUCGCAGGAGGCGUCGAAGGAGGAGUACGAGGAGAAGCAGAAGGAGCUCGAGGCGAUCGCCAACCCCAUCAUGCAGAAGCUCUACGGUGCUGCUGGUGGCGCUCCUGGCGGCUUCCCGGGUGGUGCUGCUCCUGGCGGUGCUCCCGGGGGCUUCCCCGGCGCCAGCGAGGACGGUCCCAGCGUCGAGGAGGUCGACUAA
This is a messenger RNA of Cyclocybe aegerita, 2058 nucleotides long. The record is from the annotation of a GenBank genome assembly. NCBI's taxonomy places the organism in Eukaryota, Fungi, Basidiomycota, Agaricomycetes, Agaricales, Hemipholiotaceae.